Molecule: messenger RNA, 7643 nt
Organism: Scomber japonicus (chub mackerel)
Lineage: Eukaryota; Metazoa; Chordata; Actinopteri; Scombriformes; Scombridae
Gene: atrx
Product: ATRX chromatin remodeler
Exons: 35
Coding region: 218-6259 (2013 amino acids)
Cellular component (GO): nucleus
Molecular function (GO): ATP-dependent chromatin remodeler activity; ATP hydrolysis activity; ATP binding
Source: RefSeq, a predicted model, not a curated record
AUCCGGCAAGAUGGUCCCCUCGCUUUGUCUCCCCUGACCGGAGUUACUUGGGUAUUCAGCAGCUAUUCUUGUUUCUGCUCCAUCGAGAACCCUGUAAGUGAGGCUGAAGUGGACAACCUGAAGUCAGAACAAAACGUGCCUCUGUAAAUCGAGAAAUGACGACGAUGAACAGCAGGUGAAAUAAGUCUGGCCUGAAUCUGAAUCUAACUUAGACCAAAUGGCAGAAAACGCAGAGGAGCCUGGUAGCUCAACAGAAACAAUGAAGUCCUCCUCUUCUCACAACAAGAGGAAAUCCACUACUGUAGCGAAGCACACUGGACUGAAUGAAUCCGACACCUCAGCAGAGAGUGAAAAUGAAGGUGCCACUUCUGGCAAUCCUUCAGACAGUAACACGGGCAGUGCAUCUAAAGGCACUUUAGUGAUGAGGCCAGCUGGGAAUGAAAACAAAGGCGCCAUGAAGCUCAGAGUGGAUUUCAAGCAGAAACAAAAAGAUGAUACCCUGGUAAACUGCACAGCUUGUGGAAAACAAGUAAACCAGUUCCAGCGCAACUCAGUGUAUGAGCAUCCUGCGCUCAAAGUACUUAUUUGUAAGUCAUGCUACAAGUAUUACACAAGUGAUGACAUCAGCAGAGACUCAGAUGGAAUGGACGAGCAGUGCAGGUGGUGUGCUGAAGGGGGCAAGCUCAUCUGCUGUGACUACUGCAACAACGCUUUCUGCAAGAAGUGCAUCCUGCGCAACCUGGGCAGAAGGGAGUUGUCAACCAUUACUGAUGAGAACUCAAAGUGGCACUGCUAUGUCUGUAGGUCAGAUCCCCUUCAGGACCUGGUCUCCAAAUGCCACGGCGUCAUGGAAAAACAAAAUCAUGAGAAACACGAGAAACAUGAGAAACUCAAGCAACGGAAAACGGAUAAAACUGAGGAAAGAGAGAGCAAGAGACACGAGAGCAAAACAGUCAAAGAGCACAAAGCAGUUGUUAAUGGGAAAGAGCACACCGAAGGCUCAGGGACCAUGACAUUCUCCUACAAAAAACUGCAGUUACCCAAAGAACUUAUAAAAAAAGCAAAAAACCUUGUUGAAACAACCACAGGUCUGAACAAUACGUUCAUCCAGUUCAUCCAGCAGACAGCCGAGGAGCAGGGAGACAAAGCUAUCAGGUAUCGGCAUUUGAAAGCCUUCAAGGCCGUACUUGCAGAUUUGAAAAAAGCCCACACUGCUUUGGAGGCGGCCUUGGAGCCAGAGUUUAAAAACAUGGAGUUACAGAAUGGCAAUGAAGGGCAACAUAUUGUAAAAAAAAGCACUAUUGCUGCGCCACCUGCAGAAAAUGACCAUGUGGAUAAUGCGGCCAAUGCUUUUGAUGAGGCUGAAGCAACUGAGGAGGCUGAUGCUGCUGUUGGGGAACCGGGAAUGAAGCAGGAUGUGGACAACAAUCAGGUGUCAAAUGUGGCUGAAAUGAGAGACAGCCAAACAGGAACUGAUGUAACCAAAAAGACAAUUAAAACUGAAGUCUGUGAUGAGCUAAUGUCACCUGGUGAAAUGUCCCUCGAUCACGACAUUAUGUCUGUUCCUCCUUCGGUUCCAGAGGAGCUUUUUCAGAUGGUGGAGAGUCUUGCGGAUCCUACCACGCUCUCACAGACUCCAGACACCAAUCCAGCAACGGUUGUAGAUGCUGAUACAAAGUCAAAUGGAACCUCAUCAAAUUCUCCACGUCCGCAGCCCAAGGUGAAGAACCUCAUAGUUAAACUGACUCCAGUGCCGGUUGUGACUACAUGUGGGUCAAGAUCUUCCAGGUCCAAAAACAAAGAAAAAGACGGAGAGAUGGUGAAAAAGUGUAAAAAAGAGAAGAAAGACGAUGCUUCUGAUACAUUAGAUAGAACAGAGAGCCCACCACCAAGUCGUCGCUCUAGUAGAGUUAAGACCACUCCACUGAGGAAGCAGGCUGAGAAUAAGGGCAAAGAAGACUCAUCUGAAUCUGAGUCAGAAGAAGAUCAUAAGGGCAAGUCCAAGUCCUCCAAGAAAUCCAGCAGCACAAAAAAAGAGGAUCGGAAGCAGAGCAAGACAUCUUUGUCAGAGAAAAAGACUGAAGACUCUGAUUCAGAUGAAGUUCCCAACAUCUUGCUAAAGAAAGCUGCAGAAGGCCACAGUUCAGAUGAGGAACAGGGAAGCACAAGUGCAAAAAAGCGUUUAUUCAAAGUAAACAACACAUCUUCACAUGAUACAGACAAAGCAUCCAAACGUAAAAGGGAUUCUGAAAGCUCUGAGUCAGACAAAGGCAAAAAGUCAUCCAAGAAAAAGAAACAGACUGGCUCAGCCUCCUCCAACUCUGACUCUGACCAAGAGAAGGAGACAAAGAGUAAAGUUGGUACAGCGAAGAGGAGAUCCAGCCGUGUGAAGAAACAGAAUGAAGCAAAAGAGGAAGAGAAAGACUCACCUGAGAGAAAGGGGUCGAGUCGCAAACGGUCUUAUGAAAAGAAACGCAAAGGGAAAAGCCCCAAAGGAGUCUCCAAGCUGCAGUCAUCCUCCAGCGAGGAUGAGGAGGAGCAGCAGGUUGAAGGCGACUCCGGAGAAGACAGUGACGAGCAAAAGAUAAAACCCAUUGUGGAAGAGAACGUGGCGGGAGGCAACGGGAAUUUUCAUCAGUCCUCAGGAGACGAAAUGGAUGGCAAAGAAGAAGUUUCUCAAGUUUUUGAAGAUGAUGACGAUGAUGAUCCUGAGAACAGGAUUGCGAAGAAAAUGCUUCUUGCUCAAAUAAAGUCCAACUUUUCCUCCGGAGCAGAGAGUUCCUCUGAUAAUGAAGAUGCAGACAAGGAUGACAAGUCCUCCAAGAAAGUUAAAAAAGAGGAAGAUGAUGAAGACGAGGAGCAGCAAGACGACGAUGAUUCAGAUGACUCUGGUUCUGACGUGGAAGUGAAGAAGCAUGGCCGGCGCCACAAGUUGCUAAAACAUAAACUCUCACUGAGUGAGGGAGAAUCAGGAGAUGAGAAAGCUACCAGUAAAGACAAGAAAAACAAGGGUGGCAAGAAGAAGUCAGGGCGUAGAGUGGACAGCGAUGACUCUGCAGACUCCAACUUUGAGAAGUCAGAGUCCAGUGCAGAAUCCAGUGCAGAGUCGGGGAUAAGUGAGGAGCUUAGUGAAUCAGGCAACGAUGGGAAACGAAAGACCAGAGCUGCGAAGAAGAAAGAUGAGGAGAAACAGAGAAGUUACAAACAGAAGAAGAAGCGACGCAGGAUCAAAGUUCAGGAUUCAUCCUCCAGCAAUGAGAAGAGUGGACAGGAAGAUGACGGUGAAAAAGAUGGAGAUGAACGCAAAGGACGCAAAAAGAUUCGCAAAAUCCUGAAGGAUGACAAGCUGCGGAUGGAGACGAGGGAUGCUCUGAAAGAAGAGGAGGAGAGGAGGAAACGUAUUGCGGAGAGAGAGGCGCUUAGGAAGAAACUUCGAGAGACAAUUGUGGUAGAGGAGUCUUCCCAGGUGGCCUGUCCCAUCACCACCAAGCUAGUAUUGGAUGAGGAUGAAGAGACUAAGGAGCCACUUGUGCAGGUGCACAGGAACCUCGUCACCAAGCUCAAACCUCACCAGGUUGACGGGGUGCAGUUCAUGUGGGACUGCUGCUGUGAAUCUGUGAAGAAGAUGGAGAAGUCUACUGGCUCCGGCUGCAUCCUCGCCCACUGUAUGGGACUGGGAAAAACUCUGCAGGUGGUGACAUUCCUUCACACUUUGCUGCUUUGUGAGAAGCUUGACUUUACCAGGGCCCUGGUGGUUUGUCCCCUGAACACUGUCCUCAAUUGGCUCAAUGAGUUUGAGAAGUGGCAACAAGGAAUGAAAGAUGAUGAAAGUUUAGAGGUGAUUGAGCUGGCCACAGUAAAGAGGCCACAAGAGCGAGGGUAUGCCCUCCAGCAAUGGCACGAGUCAGGGGGUGUUAUGAUCAUCGGCUACGAGAUGUACCGAAACCUGACCCAGGGAAGAAACAUCAAGAGCAAGAAGCUCAAAGAGUUGUUUCAGAAGACUCUGGUAGAUCCAGGUCCAGACAUAGUAAUCUGUGAUGAAGGUCAUAUCCUGAAGAACGAGGCGUCUGCUGUGUCCAAAGCAAUGAACUCUAUCAGGACGAGGAGGAGAGUCGUGCUGACUGGAACGCCUCUGCAAAACAACCUCAUCGAAUACCACUGCAUGGUGAACUUCAUCAAGGAGAACCUGCUUGGGUCAGUUAAGGAGUUCAGGAAUCGCUUCGUCAACCCCAUUCAGAAUGGUCAGUCUGCCGACUCCACACUACAUGAUGUCCGCAUCAUGAAAAAGAGAGCUCACAUCCUCUACGAAAUGCUGGCUGGCUGCGUCCAGAGGAAAGAUUACACGGCACUCACCAAGUUCCUGCCCCCCAAACACGAGUACGUGCUGUCAAUCAGAAUUACUCCGAUCCAGUGUAAACUCUACAGAUACUAUCUGGAGCACUUCACCGGUGUGGGGAAUGCUUUGGAGGGGGGCCGGGGCCGCGCAGGGACCAAACUCUUCCAGGAUUUCCAGAUGCUCAGCAGAAUCUGGACCCAUCCCUGGUGCCUUCAGCUGGACUACAUCAGUAAAGAAAACAAGGGUUUCUUUGACGAGGACAGCAUGGAAGAAUUCAUCGCUUCAGAAACAGAAGAAUCCUCCAUGAGUCUGAGCUCUGAGGAUGAGAAGAAGAAAAAGAAAAAGAAGCAAGGGAAGGGAAAAAGGAGGGGAUCUGAUGACUCGGACAGUGAUGAUGUGGAGGUCAUCAAGGAGUGGAACAGCAGCUCUCGGGGCAACGGAGUGGCUCGAAACAGGGCAGAGCCUGUAGAGGAGCCUCCACGCACUGGCUCAACACCUGGGAGCCCCACCCCUGACUGGCACAAGGAGUUUGUCGCAGAGGCUGACGCUGAAAUCCUGGAACACUCCGGAAAGAUGGUGAUCCUCUUUGAGAUCAUGCGCAUGGCUGAAGAAGUAGAAGAGAAAGUGUUGGUCUUCAGUCAGUCUCUUAUCUCUCUUGACCUGAUCGAGGAUUUCCUGGAGUUGGCUUGCAGAGCUAAAGAUGAAGACAAACCCUCUCCAUACAAAGGUGAAGGCAAGUGGUUCAGGAACAUUGACUACUAUCGCCUGGAUGGCUCCACUAAUGCCACCAGCAGGAAGAAGUGGGCGGAAGAGUUUAAUGACCCCAGUAACCCGAGAGGUCGUUUGUUCCUCAUUUCGACUCGAGCUGGCUCCCUCGGCAUCAACUUGGUGGCAGCUAACCGGGUCAUCAUCUUUGACGCCUCCUGGAAUCCUUCGUAUGACAUCCAGAGUAUCUUCAGGGUCUACCGUUUUGGUCAGGUUAAGACCGUCUUCGUCUACAGAUUCCUGGCUCAGGGUACAAUGGAGGAGAAGAUUUAUGAGCGGCAGGUAACCAAACAAUCUCUGUCAUUCCGGGUGGUGGACCAGCAGCAGAUUGAGAGGCACUUUACAAUGAACGAGCUGGCUGAGCUCUACACCUUUGAGCCGGACAUGCUGGACGAUCCCUCGGCGAAGAAGAGCAAGAAAGCCACACCUGUGCUCCCUAAGGAUACCUUCCUGGCCGAGCUGCUGCAGUCCAAUAAGGAACAGAUUGCGUGUUAUCACGAACAUGACUCCCUGCUGGACCACAAGGAGGAGGAAGCCCUAAGCGAGGAGGAACGCAAGGCUGCCUGGGCCGAGUACGAAGCAGAGAAGAAGGGUCUGACCAUGAGGACCAACUACCAGACAGGGUACGGACAGAUGGACAUGGGCGCCUCGGGCUACAUGCCCUACAACAUGGCGGCUUUGGCCUCCAUGACCAACCAGCAGCUGGAGGACCUUAUAAACCAGGGGCGGCAGAAAGUCAUUGAUGCAACAAAUGCAUUGAAGAGUUUACCGCGGGAGUCACUUGAAGACAUUAUUGGCAGAGUGUGGGAGGAGAACUCUUCACUCACAGAGACCCAGGUCCAGUCCAUGGCUCUGGGACGACAGGCCAGUGUGGAGCUGGAGCUCAAACGUAGGGAGGCCGUUUACAGGGACGUUCUCACCAGGCAGCAGACGCUGAUGAUGUACGUGCAAAAGCUGAUCACCAACAGGAAGGUCCAAGAGCAGCAGCUGGCUAUGGCUAACCAGGCCACCUACCUGAACCAGUUUGCCCUGCAGAACGGCAUGAUCGGGGGCAGCGGGCUCAGCCAGAUUGACCUGCUGGGGCUUUACCAGCAGCUCCAUGGGAUGGGCUCCCACCAAGCCAUGGGCAAGAAUCCUGGGCCCUCCAAGGGCUUGUAGGUCAGAAGGAGGCUCCCUCAACCACCACUCAGCUAGCCAGCUCCCAGCGGCCCAGUCCAAGCAAGGCCCUGAUCUCUGACGGCUAAGAACUCAAAGUAAGCCGGCACACCAAGCAGAGAGUGGAGUGGUUUUGAGACUAGGCUGCUGUCCACAUGGGGCCUCAAGUGGCGUAGACUCUCAGUCCUUUAUAUUCUGUAGUUCACUGAGAGACGGUGGAAUAUAACGUAUAAAUGACUGUGUGAAAGGGUCUAUUAGGAUUCUCAACAUAAAUAAAAAUGUAUAUACCGCCUUAAUGUUAUUCAAGUUCUAUAUCUUCAUUUUUCAUGUAUUUAAGGAGAGACGAGUUUUACCCUCAAUGCUUUUAAGCAUUGUAUUGUUUUCCCCUUCAAAGAGGGUUUCCUUAUUAUUUAACUCAGUUUUUUUAUACUGUUUUAAAAGCCUAACUAAACCUGAGUGGGACCAGUGUCGUUGGUGACAGGACUAUAAUGUAAAGCUCUCAGUAGGUUCCUCCUCCAAUAUUUAGCAAAACAGACAUUUGUUGUUGUUGUUGCAACGUCCUGCUCUUUUUGGGAGUUAGAAGUAAAAUUGAUCAACAAAAAUAGGAAAAAAAAAUUUUAAAAGUAUGGCCUUAUAUUCAUUUCCUAAAAAAACACAAAAAAACCUCUGUAAAGUUCUGAGAAUUGAGAUUGUUGAGAAUUUUUUCUAUUAUGCUUUUAAGUGUUGACAUUAGUUGUCGCUGAACAUGGUAAUGGAAUGCUUGUGUUGUUCAAAACUGCCUGCCGGUUCCUAUGACCUUUUUGUAACAUCAUUCUCAUCAUCACGUGUUGUCUAGCAUAGCACUGUGCGUCCUGUUCAUGUUUAUGUUCCACUUGUGUUGAUCCCGAGCCUGGGUGAAUAACUGGGUCUCACAAAGCACGACCAGUUCAGCCAGGUAAACACAGGGCCCAAACUAAUUCCCUUUACUUGUUUGUCGAGGUUUGAAAUGUGUGUUUCCAGGAUGGAUUUGAUUGGAAGAGUAAAGAAGGGAAAUCUUAUUAUAUCUGACUGACUUGUGUCGUCCGCUUUGUGACACCUGGACUCUCCCCGGGCAGGCUCCCAUACUACCUGUUAUCUACUUUGGCACAUUCUCGCUUCUAAAUGCUUAAACUGGUGUAGCUGUUAAUCAUGAGGGAUGUGUUCAUUUCUCAUGAAGAGACACCUGUUGUCUCCAGUUGGCUCCUGUGUUUGCGCAAGGUGUAUUUCAUUAAUGUAGACAAACUUUUUUGCCCUCCUCUAAGAAUGUUCUUAUGUUAGCAAAUACACCAACAUGAUUUGCCAUCAAAUUUGAUCUGCGUUUAUCUUGAUAAGUAUUUAAUAUAACAUUUAAUAAAGUGACCAAAAGGUU